Molecule: messenger RNA, 1803 nt
Organism: Lotus japonicus
Lineage: Eukaryota; Viridiplantae; Streptophyta; Magnoliopsida; Fabales; Fabaceae
Exons: 3
Coding region: 307-1290 (327 amino acids)
Source: RefSeq, a predicted model, not a curated record
GAGAUCCUCUCAUGGCCUUCCUUUGUCAACCUUUUCUGUGUUCUCCAUUGACAAAAGUCCCUAUACCCCAAAACCCAGGUUUCAUGUCCUUCAUUUUCCUUAAUCCCCCAUUUCACCUUCUCCCUCUUUUCCUCAAAUUUUCAUCUCAAUUUCUUUCUUAUUUCACAUUUCCUGAUUUGAGGUACAAAACAGGUUUAUCUCAUAAUAACCUUCAUCUUGCACCAAAUUGUUUGAUUGAAGGAUCGUUAUACAUUGAAGCUGCAGGGUUUCCAUCAUUAAUUCUGAAAAUCUGAAGCUAUAAAAUUGAUGGCUUUCUUGAAUUAUGAGAACAAGAUAUCAGGAAGUGGUAAGAAAAUGAAAGUGCAUUUUGAUCUUCCUGAGGAGGAUGAUUCCAUGGAUCAUCAGAAGCAUUCAAGCACUUCAAUUUCAUCUGAAUCUUCACUGGAUUCAGAUGAUAUAGACAAGGAUGAACCUAAUACUGGUUAUGGCUCUCCUGUGCGGAGCUUCGAAGGUGGGUCAUCUACACCUCCUCCAGCUCCUCCACCUGGGUAUGAUCCAAAUAGAAUCCCAGCUUCUGUGUUUUCUGCUAGACCUGCAAGUCCUAUGGAAUGGAGUGUAGCCUCAAAUGAAUCACUAUUUAGCAUACACAUAGGAAACAGCAGUUUCUCAAGGGAUCAUGCUUUUGCUAUGAAUAAUAAAUCUGGGGAAUUAAUGCCCUGGGCUAAUGAUUUACCUAGCAUGCCAACAACAUUGGCACCAGUUCAAGAAGUGAGUAAGGAGAAAAUUGAGGAGAUGCACUCUUUGUCAUCAUCAGAUUCAGAUAUACCAGAUGACACUGCAGAUUUAGCUCUGGAGGAUGAUCAUGCAUCAAAUAUUGAAACUGCAGAGUUAGUUGUUGAGGAUGACACUAGAAAAGAAGAAACAGUUGCAAAACUGGAGACAACAACAACAUUGGACAAAACUCCAGAUGAGGAUCAUAGUAAAGAAGCAGUGGUCCCUAAGGAGGAACAUAAGAGUUUUCCCAGCGUCUCCUACCGCUCAGUCGAAAGCGAUAUGAGCAACAGUUCAUUUCAAUUUCCUAUAUUGACUAAUGAUGGAGUAAGAAUUAGUUCAGAAACAGUAGAUUCAGAAAAGCAAGAAAGAAAUGAAAAACAGCAGCACCAGCAGCCGCAGCAUCCACCGCCGCAGAAUCACGUGCCGCCUCCUAAUCCUAAAACUGAAAAAGCACCAAGAUAUUAUUGUUGUAGAAGUUGGUGGUGUUGUUUCCGUUGUAGUUCACCCUGUUAUUGAGAAAGGUCUUCAAACACAAGGUUGGAACGGCACUAACUUGACAACUCUAGCUGCCCCUCUGCUUAGAGGCCCCCCUGAUCAAAUAACUGGACACACAAUGGUUCUUCUGCAGUUUCAUGAAUCUUCUCUAAAAUGCAAGAGGAAAAGACAGCUUCAGCUGGGAACCCUGAGCGGCUUUGGUAUAAAUUGUUGAGAAGUGAAUGAUCUUAUUGUUCAAGUGAUGGAGAGUCAGGUGAUAGAAAGGUUUACUCAUACUACUCACAUAUUUAUACAUAUAGAAAAUGAUUGCAGACGUAUUCAUACAUUUAGAGUGAGAAGGAAAGAGAAGAGAAAUAAUGAAUCAUAUAUCACGAAUGUAAAAAGAAGAGAAUGAGAUAGAGUAAAAUAAAGUGUCUCUUAAGUAUAUAUCUACUAUGUUUGUAUGUAUAAGUAUCACUAUUGUAUACAUAUGUAUCAUGUGUUAUAGAUAGUUUUGCAUUGCAUUUGCAAUGCAUGAAUAAUUUGAAAAAUUAA